GAAGUUGCCAACUGCCGAGGGUGUUACAACCUUUACUACAACAAUCGGUAUAAAUAUUUUGUAUAAGCAAUACAGCCGGCUUAUUGAUCGGCGUAUUGAUAAUUGCGUUCAUUAUCAUUUAUUGCAUGCUUUCACCGGACUCUCUUCACCACUACCACUACUAUACCCUCGCCUCAUCUUCCGUUGUUGGAAACGAAGUGGUCAUCCACCAACAUAUUCAAUGGACGGCUUUGACGACCUUCUUGCACCUUCAAAAGCUCUUGAGCAAAAUCCUUUUGCAGAUCCUUUUGGUAGACGUUCUGGUUCUCCGGAUCCAUGGGCAUCCUUCCAUCAACCUACGCCCUCAGGCUUUCAGGAUACCGAUGACGGCAGCGAAGCUAGCGCAAGCAGUCGGCCAAUUGUUGCAGAUGAAGCCCUGCAUUCAAAUGCAUUCGGUAGUGAUGGACUCCGUGACGGUUCGACUUCUGCAGACUCAACUGCAAGAGAUAAUCCACUGGAAGCAUCUGCCACUACUAGCGACAACCACUAUGAUGAAGUGGAAGCUUCACCAGUCACCCUCUCUCCAGGCGUAGCAUCCCCAGGCUUUAGGGAAAGCAUAUCUCGUUCUCCGGAUGAUAAGUUUGGGUCUGCAUCACAGCCGCCUCCACGAGAACCAUCUCCUCCACCUGCGUUGUCGCCUCAUGCUGAACCGAAACCUCUUUCUCCAACCUCACCAAUAUCUACUACGCCUACGCCCGCUCGUACGGAAUCACCCACGCCCUCAAACAGAGUCCAAUCACAUUCACCCCGUGGAUCUACUACUUCGCUCACCUCCUCUACAGCGGCAACUACUUCUGCUGCAAAACACACGCCAUUUUACAACCCUCUAGACCAACCUGGUGGCCUUGGGAUUGACCGAUCGUUCGCGGGUCUUUCUUUGGGCGGUGAAACAUUGGGAGGCUGGCAGGGAGCUCAAGCUACUCAGAACGCUUGGGGAAGCGGUAGUAUGGCUGCAAGUGAAGAAGACGAUGACGAUGACGACAAGCCCAUCCUACAAGCUAGGAUGCAGGCGCAGGCUCAAGCCGCCGCGAAAUCAGCUACAACUUCUCCGGCAACAUCCACACAGCAGACAACUGGCCAGAAUGGUAUACAUCCAGUAUUUGCUAUCACAGUUGACGACCCGCAACGCGUGGGCGAUCCUAUUCGAGGAUACAUAAUGUAUACAGUACAUACUAAGACUACGUCACCCCUCUUCUCUAAAUCAUCGUUUUCGGUGCUUCGGAGAUAUUCUGACUUCCUUUGGCUAUACGAGACGCUUUCAUCCAAUAAUCCCGGUGUCGUAGUGCCACCUGUUCCGGAGAAACAUCCUUUUGGACGAUUUGAUACGGGAUUUGUGGAACGAAGACGGGCAGCUUUGGAGAACUCCCUGAAGAAGAUGGCUGCACAUCCAGUAUUACAGAAGGACUCGGAUUUCAGGUUCUUCUUAGAGAGCGAUUCGUUUGCCCUUGAUAUCAAGCACAGGAAGGCGGAAUUGGCUCAAGAGAAGGGCGGCGUCCUGGCUUCUAUCGGUCACAGUAUCGCAGGACCUCGAUUCUACGAAACGGACGAGUGGUUCGACAAGCAGAAGACCUAUCUAGAUAGUCUGGAACUGCAACUCCGAGGUUUGGUCAAGACAAUCGACCAAGUCUCGAAACAACGAGCUGACCUCUCUGCAUCCAUCGCGGAGUUUGCACAAGCAUUGGCCGAACUAUCAACAUCGGAUGUUGGUCUUGGACCUCAACUAGCCAAAUCACUUGCAGGGCUAGCUGAAGUGGAACGCAAGGCUGAGGAGAUACAGAAGAUCCAAAGCACUGAGGAUGUGCGUACGUUGAUGAGUACAGCGGAUGAAUAUGCAAGACUUAUCAAUUCAGUUCGCCUUGCAUUCUCGUCCCGAAUACGUACAUAUCAUAACUGGCAAAAUGCCGAAUCCAACGUGAAGCGUGCAAAGCAAAUGCACGAAGUCAACCGGUCUCAAGGGCGUACACCAGGUCAACUGGGGUCGACUCUGGGUAUAGUGGCUGAUGCUGAACGUCGUUCUCUCGACGCUAAACAAGAAUUUGAGCAAGUGUCAAAAUUGGUCAAGUCGGAAGUCGCUAGGUUCGAGCGAGAGAGGAUAGACGACUUUAAGCAGAGUCUAGAGGGAUUUUUGGACGGGAUGAUCAAGCGGCAGAAAGAGCUCAUCGCUGCGUGGGAGUUGUAUCAGCAAGGCUUGCUGAAGCGAGUGGAUCAGGGAAGCCAGAAGCAGAGGCCUCGUCCACCCUCUUUGGAUGGACAAGCACUUACUACUUGAUUUUGGACCUCUGUCGCAUCUGACCAGACAUGUUACGAUACUGUAAAUGUCUUACCCUUGUUAUCUUCAAGACGUUUGAUGAGAAGGCAAGAGCUCCAUCCAAGACAAUGGCGUCUCGUUUGCAUUUGACAUCAGUUUUUAUGGUUUGAUUACAUUCAUCGGUCAAGGUAUAUGCCAUAUGUAACCUGGAAAGCUAAUGCCUUCUCUCAUAAAUAUGACGUAGGGCGAGCUAGAUGGAACUUCCAGCAUGUUUCAAUAUGAAAUCUAAUAUCAUCAUAAUCACUGUGGGCUUUCUGUAUACGACAUAAAUAAUGUUACAACUAGGACAUAGUAAUGAAGAUUUAUGAACACGAGGGGCAUAAAAAAAGAAUUGGCAUAGCAUCGAAACAUUUGAACCAGCUUGUUGAUAUUGUACACAUCCUUCCUCCUUACACUUCGUUCCCUGCCAUUCAUCGGAUCGCUGGGUCACCGAAAAGGGUUCUAUACUCCGAGUCACGUU
Messenger RNA from Somion occarium, 2807 nucleotides. The record is from the annotation of a GenBank genome assembly. Lineage: Eukaryota; Fungi; Basidiomycota; Agaricomycetes; Polyporales; Cerrenaceae.